Messenger RNA from Chlamydomonas reinhardtii, 1430 nucleotides. RefSeq lists its product as uncharacterized. The transcript is spliced from 3 exons. NCBI's taxonomy places the organism in Eukaryota, Viridiplantae, Chlorophyta, Chlorophyceae, Chlamydomonadales, Chlamydomonadaceae. The record is from RefSeq and is a predicted model, not a curated record. The coding region runs from base 112 to 510 and encodes 132 amino acids.
UCGUAGUUUCGGGGUGCUUGCAUCAGCAGAGCGACUAGCAGGGAGUCGGCCCUUGCUACCUGGUGGCCGUCGUCCUGGUGCCGGUCAGGGAACGGGCCAGCAUCCUCCUGGAUGCCUUCAGCGGGCCGCCAUGCAUGCCAUUGGUGGAGUAAGACCGGCGGGGCGCCGCGCACUGGUAGGUUGCAGUGGUGGCUGCUGGGGUGUGGCAUCAUCAUGAACACGACGCUGCAGGUGCACCUGUUCGCGUUCAGCGGGCUGCUGCUGGAGCAGUCAGGGUGCCAGCUGGAUGGCUGCUGCAGGGGCACGCAGCAACAGCAGCAGCGGCCCCGGGUGCGGUGGGUGCGGUGUGGCCUGGUGUGGAUUGCGGAGGGGGGGCUGUGGCCUUCUGGCCGCCAUCUUUGUGCAUGCGGCUGCCCGCCUGGCCUCUGGGCGGAUCCGGUGCCGCUGGCCAUGCACUACGUUAUAGCGGUGGCCAUGGCGGCGGCAGUCUCCUGGAUGACAUGCAGCUAGCUGACACGAGUGUAAUGCGCAAGAUUAACUGAUGAACUAGUGUACACGCUUGUAUUGUUGCCACCGCACUGUGUGCACACAAAUGAGUGCUGGCAUGCGAGUGCAUGCAACCGAGUGCUGGCAUGCGAACGACACGCAAGUCAAAAUGCAUCUUACGGCGCCAUGACAGCAGAACGCAGAGCGGGUAGCAUCACCAUGCACGUGCGUCUGUGUGUUUUUGCCGGGUGUGGAUGCGCUGGAGAGAUAUUCAUUUUGAAGGCACUGCACCCCCACGGCAUUCGUUGGGAGUGUAGAUGCUGUAGUAGCGCAUUUGUGUACGAUAUGGCGGACAGGCGGCGGCAGCUUUGCUCCGCUUGCUGGGCAGAUAUGAGCUGGCGCGGCGGCCGGGUGGGACAGACGCACCUUACUCUAUCUUUUGUGUGCGUUACGGCUGCUUCAAGGCGAGGAUGCGCAAAUAGCGUAGUAAACACGGUGCAUUUGUGUUGGGAGAGAGAGAAACCAGUAUUACAGGAAGGAGUGGCUAGGUCGCGUAGUCAACAGGAAGAUGGUGAUAGGGACUGAAGCUAGCUGCAGAGUGCCGUUAACACACGACUGCAUAAUAAUGCUCCUGGGUUUGAUGGGUUGUCCUAGCAUGAUGCCGUUCAUCUUGCAAGCUGGUGGGGCUACUCGCGGAGUAGGGCUGCGAUUGAGAAUUUGGCGAAAGUAGGGAGAAAUGGGGGAGCUGCGGGCAUGUGGUGGCGUGGUGGGGCAGCAUGUGUGGCAUUGUAUUGUAGCGGCUGCCGCGGUGGCUCUGCGGCCCGCUCCGCCUGUGGAUAACAUGUGGCGCCUUUUUGCAUACUGGUGCGGCAGCUUGUUGCGGGAGAGUUAAUCUCGCCAUUCGCAUUCUAGCCAGAGCAGGAAGUGCAAGAGGGGAACAGGGU